UUUCCUCUCUGUUACCUGGCAGGGGGCGGCAGCAAAGAUGGCGGAGCGCAAGAACACCAAGGAUAUGCGGGAAAUCCGCAUCAGCAAGCUCGUGCUGAACAUUGCCGUCGGCGAGUCCGGCGAUAGGCUGCAGAAGGCCGCUAAGGUGCUGGAGCAGCUGACCUCCCAGGUCCCUGUGUACGGGAAGGCCCGCUACACCGUUCGCUCCUUCGCCAUUCGCCGCAAUGAGAAGAUUGCCUGCUCUGUGACCGUGCGCGGCGAGAAGGCCUAUGACCUCGUGAAGCGUGGCCUGGCCGUGAAGGAGUUCGAGCUCAUCCGCAAGAACUUCUCUGACACCGGCAACUUCGGCUUCGGCAUCCAGGAGCACAUUGACCUGGGCCUGAAGUACGACCCGUCGACCGGCAUUUACGGUAUGGACUUCUACGUCUGCCUGGAGAGGCGAGGCUACCGCGUGGCCCGCCGCCGGAAGUGCAAGUCGCGGGUGGGCGUCAAGCACAAGGUGACCAAGGAGGACGCCGUCAAGUGGUUCCAGCAGGAGUUCGACGGCGUUGUCCUCAACAAGGCGCCCACCUCCUAAGCGGCCUUGAAAGGCUAGAAUGGCAAAACCGUCUGUAACUGGACCUCAGUGCCUCGGAUUUUGGCUC
This is a messenger RNA of Astrephomene gubernaculifera, 644 nucleotides long. The record is from the annotation of a GenBank genome assembly. Lineage: Eukaryota; Viridiplantae; Chlorophyta; Chlorophyceae; Chlamydomonadales; Astrephomenaceae.